AUGGAAGAAUUUGGUGACGCUAUGGCCGCAUCCGAAAAAUAUGAGCAGGAAAUAUCUGCAAUUGCUCUGCAAGCGAAGAUACCACAUUUCUGGCGUGCACAACCAAGGCUUUGGUUCGCUCAAUUUGAAGCAGUUAUAGCACCUCACAAGACCAGCGACGAACAAAAAUACAACUUGGUGAUUCCAGUACUAGAAAGAAAAGACAUAGAACAAAUCAGCGAUAUCAUCUGUAAACCACCAGAGAUAGGAAAAUACAACGCUUUGAAGAAACGUUUGCUGUCGGUAUAUGAGGAAUCCGAAUCUCGACAGUUCCAGAAGCUCCUGAGUGGAUUGGAGCUAGGUGAUCAGAAACCAACACAACUGCUGCGGGUGAUGCGAGAACUGGCCGGAGAGAAAGUACCCGAUAAUGCACUGAAAAUAUUAUGGAUGGGACAUCUACCGUCACAAGUUCGAGCCGUCUUAUCUGUUAACACAGAAGCAAGUCUCGAUACACAAGCAAUGAUGGCAGAUAAGAUGAUGGAGCACACGGAUCAGACAAUAUCAGAAGUCAGUCAGGUCUCAAGCAUACCACCUACAAGUCCCAGUAGUUGUCAAGAUCUACAAUUCCAAGUCUUAACCAAACAGAUUGAAAAGCUUACCCUAGAAAUCGCAUCGUUAAGGAAGGAAAAUGCAAGUCAUCGUCGAUCGUCUCAUUCAUUCCGAAAGAACAACUACGGUUCAAGAUCACGAUCCCAUUCAAGAUCCAGGACAGGCAAAAAACCAGGCGAUCCAGACUGGGAGUGCUAUUAUCAUCAUCGAUUUGGAAACAGGGCAAAGAAGUGUGAACCGCCAUGCGCUAGGAAACCGUCGGAAAACUAA
Molecule: messenger RNA, 858 nt
Organism: Spodoptera litura
Lineage: Eukaryota; Metazoa; Arthropoda; Insecta; Lepidoptera; Noctuidae
Source: RefSeq, a predicted model, not a curated record